AUGGCCACAACAGCUACACCCACUUUAUUCCCGGCUCAUAAUAUAGGCAAUGAAUCUUUUUUAGACGGGGGAAUUUAUCUAAACAACCCGACAUUGACAGCCUAUAAUGAAGCUAUUCGAUAUAAUGUAUCGGAUAAAAAAUUUUCUAUACUUUCCUUGGGUACAGGAAAUUGUAGGCCGGAUCCUUUAAGACCAAAUCUAUAUUGGGAUAAACUUUUCUGGUCACAAAAUUUCUAUAAUGAUGAUAUCUUCACAUUAUCUACACAAGAAGACAAUAUUGAUUGCGAAAUGCACGAAAAACUGGGAAAUCGUUAUCAAAGAUGGCAAGUCUGGUUAGAAGAACCGAUAAGAAUUGAUGACUUCGAGAGCGUUCCAUAUCUCCUUGAGAUAGGUCACCAAUUUAUGGAAGAACUUGACUGUUCGGAUGAAAAUCCCCUCAAUAAAUUGGUCGA
Messenger RNA from Acaulospora colombiana, 452 nucleotides. Lineage: Eukaryota; Fungi; Glomeromycota; Glomeromycetes; Diversisporales; Acaulosporaceae. The record is from the annotation of a GenBank genome assembly.